This is a messenger RNA of Torulaspora globosa, 1356 nucleotides long. RefSeq names its product cleavage polyadenylation factor subunit PFS2 (gene PFS2). Gene Ontology annotation, cellular component: mRNA cleavage and polyadenylation specificity factor complex. Gene Ontology annotation, molecular function: protein binding. The coding region runs from base 1 to 1356 and encodes 451 amino acids. NCBI's taxonomy places the organism in Eukaryota, Fungi, Ascomycota, Saccharomycetes, Saccharomycetales, Saccharomycetaceae. The record is from RefSeq and is a predicted model, not a curated record. The transcript has a single exon.
AUGGAGGAUGGUAAUAUACAGGACCAGUCGCAGAAACGCUACCUCACACAACGUCGUACCGUGGACAUCAGCUCGCCCUUUGAGAAGCUCUAUUUCUACAGGAAGCAUGGCAUACAGCUACCCACAAUUGAGCCAGAGUCGUCAUACACAACAGAUAUAAUGCCACCGUGUGCAUAUCGGUCAAGAGAUCGUGUGAUUAAUGUUACUAGCAAGUUUACACAUCUGAGUUCGAAUAAGGUUAAGCAUGUAAUUCCUGCGAUCAAAUGGACGCCAGAAGGUAGAAGACUUGUGGUAGCCACCUAUAGUGGCGAAUUUUCGUUGUGGAAUGGUUCAUCUUUCAAUUUUGAGAGCAUUAUGCAGGCUCAUGAUUCAGCCGUGACAACGAUGGAGUAUUCCCAUGCGGGCGACUGGAUGGUGAGUGGAGACUCGGACGGUACCAUCAAGAUAUGGCAGCCAAACUUCAAUAUGGUUAAGGAACUGGACAGAGCACACACGGAAUGUAUCCGUGACGUAGCGUUUAGUAGUAACGACUCGAAGUUUGUAACGUGUUCAGAUGACAACAUCUUGAAGAUUUGGAAUUUCAGCAAUGGUCAGCAGGAGAGGGUUCUGUCGGGACAUCAUUGGGAUGUCAAAAGCUGUGAUUGGCACCCUGAAAUGGGUCUGAUAGCUUCGGCGUCAAAAGAUAACCUGGUGAAACUGUGGGAUCCCAGAGUGGGACAAUGCAUCUCAACAAUACUGAAUUUCAAGCAUACCGUCUUGAAGACAAGAUUCCAGCCUACGAGAGGACACUUAUUGGCAGCCAUCUCGAAGGAUAAAUCUCUUCGAGUGUUCGAUAUCAGACAUAGCCUAAAGGAACUGAUGGUUGUCAGAGAUGAAGUCGAUUAUAUGACUCUACUUUGGAGCCCCAUCAAUGAAUCUAUGUUUACAGUUGCUAGUUAUGAUGGUUCACUAAAGGAUUUUGACCUUGUUCAGGAUCUGGAUGCGCCCAUCCACACGAUACCAUAUGCCCAUGAUAAAUGCAUAACGUCGCUAUCGUACAACCCGGUCGGACAUAUCCUGGCAAGUGCUUCCAAAGAUAGGACGAUAAGAUUUUGGACCAGAGCGAAGCCGCUGGAUCCUAAUGCUUUCGACGAUCCAACUUAUAAUGACAAGAAGGUUAAUGCAUGGUAUUUUGGCAUCAAUAAUGGUAUUAAUGCAGUGAGAGAAAAGAGUGAAAAUGGCGCAGCACCCCCAUCGGCUGAUGGGACUGACGGAUAUAGUUUGCCACCACUGUCAUCCUCCAGCAAUACUUCCUCUUUACCCGGGAUAGAUUUAGUGCCGUCCAAGACGUCAAGUUUACCUGGAUUGAGUAUAUAG